UUAUGCUGCAGGCUUUUUUCUUGCUGCUGAUACAAGAGGAAUGGUCUUUUCUCCAUACGGUCCCUGUGUCAUGGCCAAAGAACUAUGUAGUUGUCGAGGAAAAUGAUUCCUACACACUGCGUUGUGACCCACAUACACAGAAUGUUAAAUGGCUGACUCCGUCCGAUGACUGCGUUAACUCAUCACAGAACGCCUUGGAGCUGACUGAUUUAGAGAAUCCGUGUGCCGGUAAUUACACGUGUCUGACGAUGGAUAACAUUCUCCUGAAAUCCGUCUACCUGCUCAUAAAGGAAAAUGAAGAUUUGAAGAUCUCUUGCAGUUUGGAUUCCUACAGCAGUCCGGUCUUAUCCUGCUCCGUACGUGUCCCCUUUUGCAGAGACUGCCUAGUCCGAGCUAAAGCCAAUACAAGUUCUGUGGAUGACACCAACUGGCUGGAGAUGAAGUUCAGUGAUGCUACUAAAGAUUCAGUUCUAAAGUUUAACUUGUCCCUUCCCAUGUGGUGUGCUUUCGAGGAGCAGAUAUACCCCAUUGUUGUGACGAUGGAAGCAAUUACCAAGAGCCAGUACAUGAGUGGAUCCAACUCCUAUUACAUUCGAGAUAUUGUGGUGCCCGGCGCUCCAGAAAAUGUGAUCUUAAACACAGACUCUAAUCUCGGAUCUUGGACGUAUCCGUCAACAUGGGCCAGACACUUUUCCUUCUUCCCUCUGCUGUUUGAGGUUAAUAUUCAAUUCAAAAAUAAUAAAGAGAUAUAUGAGCUGGUGUACGAGAUGAAGAAGAAUAUGACGAAUGUAAAGUGUAUGCGUGUCCGAUGCAGAGAUAUGUAUAAUAACUCAAUGUGGAGCAACUGGACCACAGCACGGUCCGUGAGCCGUGCACCGAGGUCUCCAUGCAAGUUCAAAUGAUUCCAUCAGGGCGAGUGGGAUUCUUCGAGCACAAGAUUAUCUAAUUAUAC
This is a messenger RNA of Pelobates fuscus (common spadefoot toad), 952 nucleotides long. Its product is annotated as interleukin-12 subunit beta-like. The record is from RefSeq and is a predicted model, not a curated record. The transcript has 7 exons. Gene Ontology annotation, molecular function: protein binding. The coding region runs from base 3 to 902 and encodes 299 amino acids. Lineage: Eukaryota; Metazoa; Chordata; Amphibia; Anura; Pelobatidae.